AAUUAAAUACGACAAAGAAUCUGAACAAAGCCAAUUUCGGUGGCCGGCCCUGCAGAGCACUACAGAAAACGACAACACUACAGGAAUCACAAAAACACAAGCCAAACAAAACAAAAACAGGAAAUUACAGAGCCUGUUCCACCGCUUUGAACUCAGGUCAGAUCAAUUUUCAUUCUCGCAACAACACCAAUAUGGACAAUAUAUGUAUCCUGAUGGUCUGCCCAACAUCAACCUACAUCGAAGAAGAGCUUGAGAAAAGCUUCAAACUGCUGAAGUUAUGGCACUUUGAAGACCAAGAUCAGUUCAUCAAGGCUCACUGCAACUCGAUUCGGGCUAUUGUUAGUAGCGGCAAAGCUGGGGCGAAUUCGGAACUGAUUGAAUCUUUGCCUAAACUCGAGAUCAUCUCAAAUUAUGGUGUUGGAUUGGACAAGAUUGACUUGGUCAAGUGUAAGGAAAAGGGUGUUAGAGUUACCAACACCCCUGAUGUGCUGACUGACGAUGUUGCAGACUUGGCAAUUGGGUUGAUUUUAGCUGUUUUGAGGCAGAUUUGUGAGAGUGACAGAUAUGUAAGAAGUGGGAAAUGGAAGAAGGGAGAUUAUAAGUUGACCACUAUGUUCACUGGAAAAUCAGUUGGCAUAAUUGGUUUGGGCAGAAUAGGCAUAGCCAUAGCCAAGAGAGCAGAGGCAUUUAGAUGCAAUAUCAGUUACCACUCAAAAACUGAGAAACCAAACUUGAACUACAAGUACUAUCCCAAUGUUAUAGAACUGGCAUCAAACUGCCAAAUCCUGGUUGCUGCAUGCUCCUUAACAGAAGAAACAAGACACAUCAUCAAUCGAGAAGUCAUCGAUGCGUUAGGUGAAAAGGGUGUUGUCAUCAACAUUGGUAGAGGCCAUCUGGUGGAUGAAGCUGAGCUGGUAUCAGCACUGGUUGAAGGCAGACUAGGUGGUGCUGGACUUGACGUGUUUGAAAAUGAGCCUCAAGUCCCUGAAGAGCUUUUUGGCCUGGAAAAUGUUGUGUUAUUGCCCCAUGCAGGAACCGGCACAGUGGAAACUCGCCAGGCCAUGGCUGAUCUUGUCAUUGGAAACUUGAAGAAUCACUUCAACAGCAAGCCAUUGCUCACUCCUGCAGUUUGAUUGAUUUUUGCAAACUUGCAAGCCUAAUUUGAUUGUUCUCUAUGUUGUGAUGAUUUUAGAGCUGCAGUUUGAGAAAUUGAGAAACAAUUAAUCAAUAAUGAAUAUAUUGUAUGGCC
Molecule: messenger RNA, 1249 nt
Organism: Mangifera indica (mango)
Lineage: Eukaryota; Viridiplantae; Streptophyta; Magnoliopsida; Sapindales; Anacardiaceae
Product: glyoxylate/hydroxypyruvate/pyruvate reductase 2KGR-like
Exons: 2
Coding region: 192-1133 (313 amino acids)
Cellular component (GO): cytosol
Molecular function (GO): NAD binding; glyoxylate reductase (NADPH) activity; hydroxypyruvate reductase [NAD(P)H] activity
Source: RefSeq, a predicted model, not a curated record